Molecule: messenger RNA, 687 nt
Organism: Acytostelium subglobosum LB1
Lineage: Eukaryota; Evosea; Eumycetozoa; Acytosteliales; Acytosteliaceae
Exons: 2
Coding region: 1-687 (228 amino acids)
Source: RefSeq, a predicted model, not a curated record
AUGUUCAAUCACCCAUUGCAACCAGGUGUCAUCCCUCCCAAGAUGAAGACACUUAAUUUGAGCAACAAGUUCAAUCAUGAGUUUGUAGUUGGCGCACUACCAGACUCAAUCACAACACUGUACUCUAAUGGCUAUAAUCAAAGAUUUAGGGCCGAUUCACUACCUUCAUCACUGACGUACUUGAACUGUGAAUCUUAUGAUCGACCUAUAGAUGCUCCAAACACAUUCCCCGAGUCACUCACCACUCUGGAGCUUGUGACCUUUGACUCAGACAUUGAGCCAGGCGCACUACCAUCACGGCUGUCCACUUUAUACCUUGGAAAUCUAUUCAACAGACCAUUAAGACCACAUGCACUUCCCGACUCUUUGACCAGUCUUGUAUUGAGCCACAAGUUCAAUCAGCCACUGAUGCCAGGCGCACUCCCAAGGAACCUCCUGUCAUUCGAUAUGGGCAGUGAAUACAACCAUCCCCUGGACACACAGUUGCUGCCUCAAUCCCUCACUCACCUAUUCUUUGGCCGCAAGUUCAAUCAGGUGCUGACCAGCGACAUGAUGCCCUCAUCCCUGACAUCACUCGGAUUGUUUGUCAGAGCUCAGAACACUCUGAAACUAUCAUAUGACACAUUCAAACAUUAUGGACAUAAUGUCAAGAUAUUGAGGAUGUCAGGCCAGAUCAAUUCGACAUAG